This is a messenger RNA of Microthlaspi erraticum, 1167 nucleotides long. The record is from the annotation of a GenBank genome assembly. NCBI's taxonomy places the organism in Eukaryota, Viridiplantae, Streptophyta, Magnoliopsida, Brassicales, Brassicaceae.
AUGGCGAAAUUCAGAGAACUUCCAGGGGAAUUGGUAGAGGAGAUACUCUGUCGUGUUCCAGCCAAAUCUCUGAAACGAUUAAGAUGUAGUUGCAAGCAAUGGAACCGUUUGGUCAAGGAUGCGGCGUUCGCAAGAAAACACUCUGAUAAAUCCGCAAAGCAGGUUACGUGUCUCAUGCUGAUGAAUCAUCUGAGGAUUAGUGAGAUGAGCAUGAAUCUGGAUGGAAAACCUCCAUCCGUAGAGGUUAAAGCUGAGCUUAGCCUGCUCGAUCCGCGUUCUAGUAAAUCAUCCCUUCAAGUUCAAUUCGAUGUAGCUGAAGUGCGUCACUGCGACGGCUUGUUGCUAUGCACCUCCCAAGAUUUUAAAAGAAUCGUGGUUUGGAACCCGUUUACUGGCUACACCAGGUGGAUCGAACCUGGGGGCGAGAGAGGCGGCGAGUUUUCUCUGGGAUACUAUCAAGACAAGAGAUCCAACACUAGGAGAUACAAGGUAUUGGAUAGUGAUAUUUAUGAUCUAUUAAAAUCAAAAAUAUACGAUUUUGACACUGGUUCAUGGAGGAUUGUUGACGGUGGUGAUAGCGUUACACGCCCGGCUUGUAGUUGUAAUGAACAGAUUGUGUCUUUCAAGGGAAACACUUACUGGUUCGCUUCAGAUGAAGAGAAACCGGAGCUUGGCGUAUCCUUGCUCAGGUUUGAUUUUGAAACUGAGAAGUUUGGAUACUUGCCUCUUCCCUAUCAGUCUCGUUACUUAACUGCGUGUUUCUCAGUUGUUGGAGAGGAGAAACUUUGUGUGUUAUUGCAACAAGAGAUUUGGUCAAAGACUGAGAUAUGGGUGACGGAUAAGAUUGGUGAGAGCAACAAAGGUGUGUCGUGGAGCAGGGUCUUAGCAUUUCAUUUGAGCCUUGAUCUUCACGUUUUGAGUUCUGCGAGUUUCUUGCUCGACGAGGAGAAGAAAGUUGUCGUGUGGUGUGACGGAUGUGUAGACGAGAAUGGCGACAGACACACCAAAGACAUGAUAUACAUUGUUGGGGAGGAUAAUAAUGUCACACAAGUGGAAUUUGGAGUGGAUGAGAUCAAUGGAUGCUGGCCAUCUAUUCUUACUUAUUUCCCAAGUUUGGCUCAAAUCGAGCCAGCUCGAGGCAAGAAAAGAAAAAGAUCCGAAAGCUAA